Clupea harengus (Atlantic herring) is the source of this 548-nucleotide messenger RNA. RefSeq names its product adenylate cyclase type 6-like (gene adcy6a). Gene Ontology annotation, molecular function: adenylate cyclase activity. The transcript is spliced from 6 exons. NCBI's taxonomy places the organism in Eukaryota, Metazoa, Chordata, Actinopteri, Clupeiformes, Clupeidae. The record is from RefSeq and is a predicted model, not a curated record. Gene Ontology annotation, biological process: adenylate cyclase-activating G protein-coupled receptor signaling pathway; intracellular signal transduction; cAMP biosynthetic process. The annotation marks the transcript as partial. Gene Ontology annotation, cellular component: plasma membrane.
UCUCCCUCUCUCUCGCACUCACACACUCUUUACAGGAACGCCUGUUGCUGUCUGUGUUGCCAAGGCAUGUCGCCAUGGAGAUGAAGGCUGACAUCCACGCCACGAAAGAAAACAUGAUGUUCCACAAGAUUUACAUCCAGAAGCACGACAACGUCAGUAUCCUGUUUGCAGAUAUUGAGGGCUUCACUAGUUUGGCGUCACAGUGCACGGCUCAGGAGCUGGUCAUGACCCUGAACGAGCUCUUCGCCCGCUUCGACAAGCUGGCCUCCGAGAACCACUGUCUGCGGAUCAAGAUCCUGGGCGACUGUUACUACUGUGUGUCAGGGCUGCCCGAGCCCCGGGCUGACCACGCUCACUGCUGCGUGGAGAUGGGUGUGGACAUGAUCGAGGCCAUCUCGACCGCUCCCAAGCCUAAAUCACUGGCAUCCGUAUGCACCUGGAAGAUGAAUGCGGGCACCGGACCAGCCGGCCCACUGAAACUGGACGACUUCGAUGAGAAGACAGUUGCCACGGUGAUAGGAGAGCUGAGGCCGCGUGCAGUGCAGCUG